UCUGCUUCUCGGAAGUAUUUGGGUUUGUGCAAACAUGGCGACAAGCUCUCAUCUCCUUCCUCAGGCACUGCAUAUGAUACCAAGAAUCCCUAAUCUAUCGUCAAAGAGUUUAGGGGUUUCUUGGUUUCUACCACGAGCCUCAUCAGUGAACUCUCGUAUCUCAGUUUCUAGGGUUUCUCUAAACCAUCCCGGCGCGAUCGAGUCCAGGAAGAGAAGGGUGAUUAUAGCUAAAGCCGAAGAGAGCAAUGAAGGUGAAACUGAAGCUGACUUGGAGGAUGUUGCUGAAACAGUGGAAGACACUGGGGUGGAGGAAGCUAAAACUCCGUGGAAGCCUAGAACCAAGCUCGGAGAUGUAAUGGGGAUACUGAACAAGAAAGCAAUUGAGGUUUCGGAGAGCGUAAGACCGGUUCCAGAAAUUAGGACAGGGGACAUUGUUGAGAUCAAACUGGAAGUUCCAGAGAACAGACGUAGGCUAUCGAUCUACAAAGGUAUAGUGAUGUCUAGACAGAACGCAGGCAUCCACACUACUAUUCGUAUCAGGAGAAUCAUUGCUGGUAUUGGCGUUGAAAUCGUGUUUCCUAUAUACUCACCAAACAUAAAGGAGAUAAAAGUGGUAAGUCACAGGAAAGUGAGAAGAGCAAGGCUUUACUAUCUGAGGGACAAACUUCCUCGUCUCUCCACUUUUAAGUGAACAUACCCAACACAGUGGGGUAUGCUGUUUCAGCCUCCAAAGGUAGCUAAGAUCUCUUCCUUUUACAGACUCUCUCCCUCUCUUUCUCUUCUAGUAGUAACUGUUUGUGUGUUUGUCUUUUGAAUUUCUGCUCCCUUCAUGUAAGUUUACAUUGACAUUUGAGAAAAGUAAAAUCAAAAUGCUUUGUGAGGCGCCU
This is a messenger RNA of Eruca vesicaria subsp. sativa (arugula), 887 nucleotides long. The record is from the annotation of a GenBank genome assembly. NCBI's taxonomy places the organism in Eukaryota, Viridiplantae, Streptophyta, Magnoliopsida, Brassicales, Brassicaceae.